This is a messenger RNA of Zea mays, 1652 nucleotides long. RefSeq lists its product as uncharacterized. The coding region runs from base 226 to 1488 and encodes 420 amino acids. The transcript is spliced from 4 exons. Lineage: Eukaryota; Viridiplantae; Streptophyta; Magnoliopsida; Poales; Poaceae. Gene Ontology annotation, biological process: transmembrane transport. The record is from RefSeq and is marked provisional.
CCUCCCCUCACAAAAAGGCGGCAGCACAGCGCCACCCCUCCUGUCCCGCCGAGUUCGGAGCGCAGCGCAAGGCGGGGGGAGGAGCAAGAAGCCGCCGGCCUCCCUCCUCCGGCUCACCACCAGGCUUACUCCGCACCGCGCUGCCACGGGUAGGAGCGGCGUCAAAUUCGGGAUUCCCAAGCGGCUUCAGCCCGGAGGUUGAGCCAAAGCUAUUUUCUAAGAAAAAUGGCGGCAAUGAUGGUGGCGAUGACUGCGAGGAGCAAGAACAGCAUAUUACCCAUGGAGAAGAAGCAGGGCUGGUCUAUUCAGCUACCAGAGCUCCGGUUCCCUUGGGAUUCACAUGAAGACAAGGGUUUCUCUCUGAGUCUGCAAGGAUCUGGACCUUCUCAUGGCGGCCUGUUUGCUAGCGUGGGUCUUAAAGUGUCGACAGGUGCCCCAGCAGUGGCGCCCGGACCGGGUGACAAGGAUAUUAAGAUUCCAUUCACUGAUCAUUGUAUGAAGUACGUGUCUGAGGCAGUUGGGUACCAGGUUAUUAGCACUGAAGCGGAGUCAGUGGAGGAGGUGGUGGAUGCUAAGGCAAAGAAGGCAGCCAAGAAACGUGGGCUGCAGCUGAAAAUUAAGAUUGGGAACCCACAUUUGAGGAGGCUGGUUAGUGGAGCUAUUGCAGGUGCUGUUUCCAGGACUUGUGUGGCACCACUGGAGACGAUCAGGACUCACUUGAUGGUUGGGAGCAACGGUGACUCCAUGACAGAGGUGUUCCAGUCAAUCAUGAACACUGAGGGGUGGACUGGGCUUUUCCGUGGGAAUCUUGUCAAUGUUAUCCGAGUUGCGCCAAGCAAAGCAAUUGAGCUUUUUGCUUUUGAUACUGCCAAGAAAUUCUUGACUCCAAAGGCUGAUGAGUCUCCAAAGACCUUCCUACCUCCAUCACUUAUUGCUGGAGCACUUGCAGGAGUCAGCUCAACCCUGUGCACAUAUCCUUUGGAGUUGAUUAAGACCAGAUUGACGAUAGAGAAAGAUGUCUAUAACAACUUCCUCCAUGCUUUCGUCAAGAUUUUACGAGAAGAAGGUCCAUCAGAGCUCUACCGUGGUCUGACACCAAGUCUGAUAGGAGUGGUGCCAUAUGCCGCGACUAAUUACUACGCCUAUGACACCCUAAAGAAGCUCUAUAGGAAGACGUUCAAGCAGGAGGAGAUCAGCAACAUCGCAACUCUCCUAAUUGGUUCAGCCGCUGGUGCCAUCUCCAGCACUGCCACCUUCCCUCUUGAGGUGGCCCGCAAGCAAAUGCAGGUAGGAGCAGUAGGAGGGAGGCAGGUCUACAAGAAUGUGUUCCAUGCGCUCUACUGCAUAAUGGAGAAGGAAGGGGUUGGCGGCCUGUACAAGGGGCUCGGACCGAGCUGCAUCAAGUUGAUGCCUGCAGCAGGCAUCUCGUUCAUGUGCUACGAGGCCUGUAAGAAGAUCCUGGUCGAAGACAAUGAGGAUAGUGAGUGAAGCUGAAGCAUGUAUGCCCCUGAGGAGGGGUAUGACUGAUGUGCCAGGCUAGAAGAGGUUUGGGUUGGGUUGGGGAGUAUACCCUAGUAUUAUCAACUGAUGAAAAUGUAGAUCCAAGAUAUUUGAACGCCCUUUAGAUCAUAAUUUGGUUCAGUUUUGUGUUG